AUGGGUGGACUACAAUCAACGCUAGCACAGACACCCCCACCACCCCCACCAAAGAAGGGUAAGAGAGAUAUGACAUAUAGGUCAAAUACAGUCAACCCCUGAUAGUGAAUAUCAGGUGUGAGUGCAAAUUCUGUUCAAGCACAGUGCAUCAGUCCCAAUUAUUUUUACUUGUUCUGGGAAUCUGCAUUCACCAUUUUAGCGCAUGCAUUGACCACAGCCCCAAGGCAUUACAUAUAUAGUACAUACCCUGUGUCAUUGACUGUAGCCUACUCUCAUUAAAUAUGUGUAAUUGUAAUCAAAAUCUUCAAAUUCUUUUGAAAGUAAGAGAUGGGGGGUAUUGGAAUGUGGAAAACAAUAAUUAAGUUAAUUUAAUCAAAAUGUGUUCCAUGUGUGUCACACAGAAUUUGACCAACAAUGGAGGAAAACAUGUUGGAGGUAAGUACUGUACUGACAGACCAAAUAUGGAGGAUGAAGGAGAAAGAGAGUGAAAGUCAAAUGGACGUUUUGGUUAUCAUUACAAUCACUAUCAAGGGUUGUGUUGUGUGAAUAGUGUACUAUGCUAAAUUGCUGAUAUCAGUUUUCCCACCAUCUUAAAUCAGUUAAGUCCUGGUGUAAUCUUGAUGCAAUUUCCCUGUACAUAAUUAUAAGCAGUCCACGGCCACUGUUUUGCAUAGAAUCUGUGCCACAAAUGCUAAAAGGUUAGCAUUUGGAAACAGUGGCCAGGUAAACAAAACAAGAAGUAACAGGUACUCUAUAUUGUCUCUGACAGUAAAGGAGAGAGAGACCACAUGGUGGAUAAACUGAGGAGCUUUAAAGUGAGUGAUCCUGACGUGGGUCAGCUCAGAUGCCUGCUAUAUGGACCAGUCGGUGCUGGAAAGUCCAGCUUCAUCAACUCAGUCAACAAUGUCUUCCAAAAUCGGACAACAGGUGGUGCCCUGGUAGCUGCUAGCUCUGGCACAAGCUUCACCACGACAGUAAGCUGCAGUGCCUAAUACAUUUAACACAGACACAAUGCAGGCAUGGGAUAUGGCUCCCUAAUAUAUCCUGGUACACUAAGACAUACAGUAUUUAAUGAGCUACAAACAGGCAGAACAGAGACAUGAAGAGGGACUUAUAGAAACAAAGAGAGGUUGUUUGCGCUCUUUUAAAUGCAAAACGUAGUCAAUCACAGGGGCGUAGGUUUGAAAAAGUAGGAUCAUGGAAAGGAUAGAUACAAGCAGACUGUUGGAAACAUCUAAAAUGGAGACUCAGAUGCACAAAUGUAUAUAAUUUAUAUAUUUUUAUAUCAAAAGGUGCAUAAUGAAAAGGAUCAAGACAAAUGAAAGCACACAAAUCUGUCUAUAAAUAAAAUAUAAAUGAGUUGAUUACAUCACAUAAUCAAGCCUAGAUAAAUGCAAAGGAUGUAACUAAGAAAUGGGUUCCUUGAGUUCCUUGACUUCAUCGCAGUGCUAGGUGCGUCACUAUAGACCAGGGUUUGACCCCGGCUGUAUCACAACCGGCCGUGAUCGGGAGUCCCAUAGGGUGGCGCGCAAUUGGCCCAGUGUCGUCCGGCUUAGAGGAGGGUUUGGCCGGGGUAGGCCGUCAUCGUAAAUAAGAAUUUGUUCUUAACUGACUUGCCUACUAGUUCAAUAAAAUAAAAUAAAAACUACACAGUAGAACACAAAGUAGAAAUGUUAAAUUAUGUAUUCUACUGCUUAGUUACAUCCUUUGACUUAAAAACCGAAACGUUGGUCUUGCAUUUCUACUUUAUGCACCUUUUUGCACAUUUCGGGGCAAUGUGCCCUAAAUAAAUUAUAUAUCUUCUGUAUAACACCGCUACCUUGUCACAACACAACUGGUUGGCUCAAACGCAUUAAGAAGGAAAGAAAUUCCACAAAUUAACUUUUAACAAGGCACACCUGUUAACUGAAAUACAUUCCAGGUGACUACCUCAUGAAGCUGGUUUAGAGAAUGCCAAGAGUGUGCAAAGCUGUCAUCAAGGCAAAGGGUGGCUACAAAAUAUAACAUAUAUUUUGAUUUGUUUAACACUUUCUUUUGGUUACUACAUGAUUCCAUAUGUCAAAAUAAAGAAAAACCCUUGAAUGAGUAGGUGUGUCAAUUCAAAUAUAAAUAUAAAAUAGACACACACACACACAACAUUUACACUAGGAACAGCUUUCUACUAUUGUGUUGCACCCCCUUUUGUCCUCAAAACAGCCUUCAUUCAUCGGUGUAUGGACUCUACAAGGUGUCGAAAGCGUUCCACAGGGAUGCUGGCCCAUGUUGACUCCAAUACUGGAUGUUGGCUGGAUGUCCUUUGGGUGGUGGACCAUUCUUGAUAUACACGGGAAACUGUUGAGCGUGAAAAACCCAGCAGCGUUGCAGUUCAUUACACAAACCGGUGCGCCUGGCACCUACUACCAUACCCCGUUCAAAGGCACUUAAAUCUUUUGUCUUGCCCAUUCACCCUCUGAAUGGCACACAUACACAAUCCAUGUCUCAAUUGUCUCAAGGCUUGAAAAUGAUUCUUUAACCUGUCUCCUCCCCUUCAUCUACACAGAUUUAAGUAGAUUUAACAAGUGACAUCAAUAAAGGAUCAUAGUUUUAACCUAUCAUGGAAAACUCAGGUGUUCCUAAUGUUCUGUACGCUCUGUGUAUAUAUUUGUUGACUCUGAGCCUCAGUUUGGGAUCUUUUUCAUGUUUCCGAGUGUGAGGGUAUCUAUCCUUUCCAUAGAAAAAAAACGAUCAAUGUUAUUAAAUAAACCAUUUAUUUUCAGUAUGACACACACUACAUUCAAGGCCGUUCAGGAGAAAAACGUCUUCCCUUUGCAUUCAAUGAUGUCAUGGGUCUGGAAACACAAAAAAAUGGGUUGCACACUGAUGACAUCAUCAAUGCUCUGAAGGGCCAUCUACCAGAGGGCUAUGAGGUAAUUCAGAAGUCACACACACACACAGACACACACACACACACACACACACACACUAACAAAUCUUAUCUUUUCUUGGCCAGUUCAACCCUUUCCACCCAUUAUCGGACAAAAAAAAAGAAUUCAUUCAAAAUCCCAGCUUUAGUGACAAAACUCACUGCCUGGUGAGUAUUGUGACAGCCGACAAAAUCUCUCUCAUGUCAAAGGAUGUCAUAGACAAGAUGAAGAACAUCAGGGCAGAAGCCAGUAGACUGAGUAAGUAAGAUCUUUAAACUCUCUACGUUUCUCAAUGGUAACUGCAACUAUGGCUGGGUAUCAAUUGACACCUUUCAGCUGCAGCUCUUGACUAUUACAUGAUACAGUGUUACUUACAGUGCAUUAGGAAAGUAUUCAGACCCCUUGACUCUCUCCACAUUUUGUUAUGUUUCUGCCUUAUUCUAAAAUGGAUGAAAUUGUUUUCCCCCCUCAAUAACCCAUAAUGACAAAGCAAAAACAGGUAUUUAUAAAUCUUGGCAAAUGUAUUAAUAUAAAAAAUUGAAAUAUCACAUUUACAUACAGUGGGGAAAAAAAGUAUUUAGUCAGCCACCAAUUGUGCAAGUUCUCCCACUUAAAAAUAUGAGAGAGGCCUGUAAUUUUCAUAAUAGGUACACAUCAACUAUGACAGACAAAAUGAGACAAACAUUUCCAGAAAAUCACAUUGUAGGAUUUUUAAUGAAUUUAUUUGCAAAUGGAGGAAAAUAAGUAUUUGGUCACCUACAAACAAGCAAGGUUUCUGGCUCUCACAGACCUGUAACUUCUUCUUUAAGAGGCUCCUCUGUCCUCCACUCGUUACCUGUAUUAAUGGCACCUGUUUGAACUUGUUAUCAGUAUAAAAGACACCUGUCCACAACCUCAAACAGUCACACUCCAAACUCCACUAUGGCCAAGACCAAAGAGCUGUCAAAGGACACCAGAAACAAAAUUGUAGACCUGCACCAGGCUGGGAAGACUGAAUCUGCAAUAGGUAAGCAGCUUGGUUUGAAGAAAUCAACUGUGGGAGCAAUUAUUAGGAAAUGGAAGACAUACAAGACGACUGAAAAUCUCCCUCGAUCUGGGGCUCCACGCAAGAUCUCACCCCGUGGGGUCAAGAUGAUCACAAGAACGGUGAGCAAAAAUCCCAGAACCACACGGGGGGACCUAGUGAAUGACCUGCAGAGAGCUGGGACCAAAGGAACAAAGCCUACCAUCAGUAACACACUACGCCGCCAGGGACUCAAAUCCUGCAGUGCCAGACGUGUCCCCCUGCUUAAGCCAGUACAUGUCCAGGCCCAUCUGAAGUUUGCUAGAGUGCAUUUGGAUGAUCCAGAAGAGGAUUGGGAGAAUGUCAUAUGGUCAGAUGAAACCAAAAUAGAACUUUUUGGUAAAAACUCAACUCGUCGUGUUUGGAGGACAAAUAAUGCUGAGUUGCAUCCAAAGAACACCAUACCUACUGUGAAUUAUGGGGGUGGAAACAUCAUGUUUGGGGCUGUUUUUCUGCAAAGGGACCAGGACGACUGAUCCGUGUAAAGGAAAGAAUGAAUGGGGCCAUGUAUCGUGAGAUUUUGAGUGAAAACCUCCUUCCAUCAGCAAGGGCAUUGAAAAUGAAACGUGGCUGGGUCUUUCAGCAUGACAAUGAUCCCAAACACACUGUCCGGGCAACGAAGGAGUGGCUUCGUAAGAAGCAUUUCAAGGUCCUGGAGUGGCCUAGCCAGUCUCCAGAUCUCAACCCCAUAGAAAAUCUUUGGAGGGAGUUGAAAGUCCGUGUUGCACAGCGACAGCCCAAAAACAUCACUGCUCUAGAGGAGAUCUGCAUGGAGGAAUGGGCCAAAAUACCAGCAACAGUGUGUGAAAACCUUGUGAAGACUUACAGAAAACGUUUGAACUGUGUCAUUGCCAACAAAGGGUAUAUAACAAAGUAUUGAGAAACUUUUGUUAUUGACCAAAUACUUAUUUUCCACCAUCAUUUGCAAAUAAAUUCAUUAAAAAUCCUACAAUGUGAUUUUCUGGAUUUUUUUUCCUCAUUUUGUCUGUCAUAGUUGACGUGUACCUAUGAUGAAAAUUACAGGCCUUUUAAGUGGGAGAACUUGCACAAUUGGUGGCUGACUAAAUACUAUUUUUCCCCACUGUAAGUAUUCAGACCCUUUACUCAGUACUUUUUUGAAGCACCUUUGGCAGCGAUUACAGCCUCGAAUCUUCUUGGGUAUGACGCCACAAGCUUGGCACACAUAUAUUUGGGGAGUUUCUCCCAUUCUUCUCUGCAGAUCCUCUCAAGCGCUGUAAGGUUGGAUGGGGAGUGUUGCUGCACAGCUAUUUUCAGGUCUCUCCAAAGAUGUUCGAUCAGGUUCAAGUCUGGGCUCUGGCUGGGCCAAUCAAGGACAUUCAGAGACUUGUCCCGAAGCCACUCCUGCAUUGUCUUGGCUGUGGGCUUAGGGUCGUUGUCCUGUUGGAAGGUGAACCUUCGCCCCAGUCUGAGGUCCUGGAACAUGUUUUCAUCAAGGAUCUCUCUGUACUUUGCUCUGUUCAUCUUUCCCUCGAUCCUGACUAGUCUCCCAGUCCCUGCCGCUGAAAAACAUCCCCACAGCAUGAUGCUGCCACCACCAUGCUUCACCGUAGGGAUGGUGCCAGGUUUCCUCCAGAUGUGAUGCUUGGUAUUCAGGCCAAAGAGUUCAAUCUUGGUUUCAUCAGACCCGAGAAUCUUGUUUCUCAUGGUCUGAGGGUCUUUAGGUGCCUUUUGGCAAACUCCAAGCGGGCUGUCAUCUGCCUGAGGACUGGCUUCCGUCUGGCCACUCUACCAUAAAGGCCUGAUUGGUGGCGUGCUGCACAGAUGGUUGUCCUUCUGGAAGGUUCUCCCAUCUACACAGAGGAACUCUAGAGCUCGGUCAGAGAGACCAUCGGGUUCUUGGUCACCUGCCUGACCAAGGCCCUUCUCCCCCGAUUGCUGAGUUUGGCCAGGAGGCCAGCUCUAGGAAGUGUCUUGGUGGUUCCAAACUUCUUUCAUUUAAGAAUAAUAGAGGCCACUGUGUUCUUGUGGACCUUCAAUGCUGCAGAAAUGUUUUGGUAACCUUCCCCAGAUCUGUGCCUCGACACAAUCCUGUCUCUGAGCUCUACGGACAAUUCCUUUGACCUCAUGGCUUGGUUUUUGCUCUGACAUGCACUGUCAACUGUGAGACCUUAUAUAGACAGGUGUGUGCCUUUCCAAAUCAUGUCCAAUUAAUUGAAUUUACCACAGGUGGACUCCAAUCAAGUUGUAGAAACAUCUCAAGGAUGAUCAAUGGAAACAGGAUGCACCUGCGCUCAAUUUCGAGUCUCAUAGCAAAGGGUCUGAAUACUUAUGUAAAUAAAGUAUUUAUUUUAGUUUUACAUUAGUUUUACAUUUUUUAAAUAUUUAAUCAAUUUUAUAAUAAGGCUGUAACGCAACAAAAUGUGGAAAAAGUCAAGGGGUCUGAAUACUUUCCGAAGGCACUAUAUGUUAGUCCUUCUAUUCAUUAAAUAUUCACUUCUACGGCAGAAAUCCCUCAAGUUGUUGUCAUGACCAUGCCAGACAAGGCUUGUGAACUGGUGAACAAAGAUGUGAAGAGAAUCUACUACAGCAAGGCGAUCAAAGAGAAGGUGAAUCACAUGACCUCAGACCUGAUCAAAUUUCACAUUGGCUGCGUUCUAUGCUGACUACAUUACAGACGCAUGCCAAAUCUCACAUUGCCUGGACAAGUGUUUAACAUGUCAGCUAACCAUAAAAUAUGAUGAGGCAAUCUGAUGCCCAACUGCACAGUUGAUGAUGUGGCACGCAACCAUUGGUUAAUGCAAUGCAAUAUCUGCAAUGUAGUCAGCCAUUAAAUCUUGGUUGUGCUGAAAUGAUCCAAUGAUCAUCACUCAAGCAAAACUGAUCCAGCCCUUUUUGUCUCCAACGUUUUUCAGAUGGAGAUCUGCAGUAAUGAGCUAGGCAUUCCCAUGAACUGCAUCCUGCCGGUGAAGAACUACCACGAGGAGGGGAUGCUGGAUAACGACAUGGAUAUCCUGAUACUCAACGCCAUGACUCAGAUUAUGAACUUUGCCAACGACUACCUCUGGAACCUCCAACAACAUGCAAUUCAUUAAGAGAUUAGUGAGCACUGCAGUUUAAGAUUGGAAUCAAGUUCCUAAUUUCUAUAUUGUUGACAUUGUAGUCGUAUUAUUUCACUUCCAUGUAGAGGCCUAAAUAUGUUAUCUGAGGCUCUGGGAGAACUAUGCAUCUCUGACUGAGUAUGCAUCUCUGCGUGACAAGAACAUCUUUAAAAUAAACUGAGCAUUGCUGUGCAUAUAUGCUACUUUUUAACAUUAACACCCAACAGUGUACAAUUGUGUUAGAUAAACUAGCAUCCUUCACCUGAAUUCUUUAGAUGACAAACUGAUUUUAAACCAUAAUUUGUUUUACUGAUAUUGCUGUCACAUUCAUUUGAUGUGACAUUAUUGUUGUAUCUUUUUUUUAGCUUUUCUGCUUAAGUUGACUUAAUUUCUUCUUAAUUUCCAG
Molecule: messenger RNA, 7431 nt
Organism: Coregonus sp. 'balchen'
Lineage: Eukaryota; Metazoa; Chordata; Actinopteri; Salmoniformes; Salmonidae
Source: the annotation of a GenBank genome assembly